Xiphias gladius (swordfish) is the source of this 3697-nucleotide messenger RNA. RefSeq lists its product as uncharacterized. The record is from RefSeq and is a predicted model, not a curated record. Gene Ontology annotation, molecular function: metal ion binding; RNA binding. The transcript is spliced from 11 exons. The coding region runs from base 346 to 3615 and encodes 1089 amino acids. Lineage: Eukaryota; Metazoa; Chordata; Actinopteri; Istiophoriformes; Xiphiidae. Gene Ontology annotation, biological process: negative regulation of DNA-templated transcription. Gene Ontology annotation, cellular component: nucleus.
GUGGUAGAGUCCAAGGGGGUGACGUUUGUCUCUAACACGGAAGAAGACAUAAACGAUGGAGUGAUGUAUGUAGCCAUGUGAGCCGCGAUAGACUGCACCUUAAGUCCAACUCGAAGAGGUUGUGGCUUGUAAGGCCUGCACAGACAAACUAGGACUAGGCUAGGACAGGUGAUACCUGGAGAAGACUGGGACGGCUUUCAUUUGAAGUUUUAUGUGCGCGAGGCAGUGUGCAGUGUUGGUUAGCAUCUCCCGUGUGUUCAGUGGGGUUAGGCAGUUUGUUUGUUGUUUUAACUUAAUGUCUCUUUCCACAAGGAACAACAAAUAAUAAAUGACGAGAAAAAUAAAAUGGCCUUUGCAAACCUUUUCGCCGGACUUGUUGUCAACGAAGAGGUCAAGAGUCCUGGUCAACGAACCUUUAAACACAGGAACGAGAGUAACAAUGGUAAAAGAGGCAAUGCCAGAAAGAGAAAAACCGAGGGUGAGCAGAAUGGCCCUGACAAGAAGAAACAACGCUAUCAGGCCCAGACAGGCAGGACUGACGAUACUAAAUCCAUUAAAGACGGUGAUUCCAAAGCCAUACACUACCAUAUGCAGAACACUGGUAGUGAACAUGCAAGUAUUGGCUUCGCCAGAGAAGUGAUACAUAACGAACAUAAAUUUGUCCACAAUAACAUGUAUCACAAAAGUCAUAAUUACAAAGGUAAAAGUAGCCGUAAUGUGAAGAAGCAACAACAGCAGGAAAAGAAGACGGAGAGACAGAAAUCUCAGGCUCAAAGGAAGGAUGGGGGAAGACAUACCAAUAGGGGUGGACGCCAUCAGACUAGACCUACUUCGAGAAAAGGUGGAGGAAACGGUAAACAUAAAGAUGGCAAGCAGAAUGUUCAAGUGAAACCCACAAGAUCCAUGACACAAGAGUUCAAGGACCAGAAUGCUUUGUUAGUGGAUGGACAGUUACUUUGUCGACAUUUCCUUUGGGGAAGGUGCAUCAAGGGUGACAACUGCCAACUGGAGCAUAUUCAGGGUUACAAUGAUCUCAUCAAAGAAGUUUGUAAAUUCUACAUCCAAGGACUCUGCACAAAAGGGGAGGGCUGCCCAUACAUGCACAAGUCUUUUCCUUGCAAGUUCUUCCACAGAAAAGGAAAGUGUUCUCAGAGAGCAGAUUGCAAGUUUUCCCAUGAGCCACUUAAUGAGACAACUAACCGACUGUUGGAUGAGGCAUUAAAACGGGAAAAUGAGCUCUAUGAACUGGCAAAGAAAGCCAAACAAGAGUCAUCAGGGCAGCCAGAAAACACAGACGAGUCAAAAAUUACAGAGGCAAAUAGGACCCCUGAUAUACUAAUGCAGCCACUCAGGCCUAACUUUUACAACAGUGGAGAAAAAAAUGCCAAGCAGGAAGUCUUGUUGUGUCAGACUGAACCACUGUCUGAUAUCAUGGAGACAGCUGCCCCACCACAGGCAUCAGAUGGUGCCCAACCUCACAGCCUGCUGUCAACGAACCUUAAUCAAGAGGAGCCAGUUUGUUAUUCCGUUGAAGCAGUGCUUGGACCUAAGCUAUUCAAACCAUUCCCUGGUUUCUUUAAAAGUCCUGAAAGUCAAGAAUCUGCGCCUCUCUAUGUUCCACAGACUACUUCUGAUUGCACUUCAGGCUCUGCACACCAAAGCAAAGUUCAAUACUCUGUUGAUGCUACUGAUACUGUCAGCUCCUGUAAAUCAGUGGGAAAUUCUACUUUUGGCCACAUACCUACCUCUCCUACUGUACAAACUGUAACCUAUACUCCAAAAAAUGAGUGUGGAGAACUCACUGAUCCUCUGCUCUCAGAAACUGAGAAUGUCUUGUACUCUCCAAAUACCAGAAAUGAAGCGAAUAAAUCCCAGGAAAAAAUGUUCAGCAGCCUAUCAUCCUUCCAAGUGCACACUGACCUGAUUUCAAAAACCUGCCCUGAUCUUACUCUGGCCUCUUGGGAUCACAAGAAACAAGGUGGGGAAAUGCUAGCAUCCCUGAAACCUGCUCAAAGAGCUUCCUAUGAAGUCAAGUUGGAGGUGUUGCACUCUGCUGCCACGGUGGCAGAGAAGUCUUUGUCCUCCAAAAGAAAAGGGGAUCAGAAAGGAAGCACAUGCCUACCUAUGGAUAUUUUGAACUGUAAAAGUGAAAGUGUUCUUCCUUUUGCACCCACAAAGCACAGAAGCCUGACAUUUACUCCCAAAUGUCCUAUACAGUUGAACCCACAUCUCUCUGGUCUGACAUCUAACUCACAAGCCUCAGUAAAGCCUCUUUGUCCCUCUUCAAGUUUCUCAGAGUUUAAAGGUAGAGCUCCUGUUCCUGCUGAACUUGUCACCAGUUCAGCUAGGACUUGGAAACUUGGAAAACAACAACAUUAUUCUAAUGAAAGCACAGCAGAGUGCAGUAAAAUGGCACAAUGUGGUGAUUUGUUAGUUGGAUGUAAGAAGACCCAGAAAAGACCACUUUAUAGUCUUUUUGAGAGCCCCAUCACUGACAGCCUGAAGCCAACACCAGAUUUCUUAACAACCCCUUAUUGUCCUCAAGGCUUUAUUCAAUCUUCCUGUCCUAUUGCACAGUCUGCACACUGCAGAAGUAAAAAUAUACAUGUAAAAACUGCGGUUGAACCCGACCAGGCCUCGGCCAGGUCCUUCCUCAGUCUUUUUGCGGCCCCUCUCACUACUCCUCCUCUCCAAUGCGUGCAGUCUAAGGUGGAUUAUUCAACGACUGCCUCCUGUUCUCAAGAGUCAAACCAAUCAGCUGAUAAUAAAUCUCAGUUAUCAGACUCUAAACAAAGAGCUUUGAAUUUAGAGACACCUCUCUCACGGCAGGUCAAAACUGGUGUCAAACAAACUUCUCACAGGCCAACAUCUCCUGAAUUCUCCCCUAUUCCUAAAAAUGAAAAUGAAGAAGAUUUAUCUGAGCCCGUAAAUCAGCCUACAAAGCAGCAGGGGAAUCCCGUCUGUAGCCUUGUGUCGGAUUCUCUCAGUGAGAUGUCCUCCAGUCCAACUCCUUGUGGUGGCAGUGCAGAUCCAUCUGUAACCCAGGCCCAUGAGCAGCUGCCCAACAUCUCAUCCCCCAAAGAAUCUGCGGGGGCAGCCACUGCUGAUUCAGUUCUGAAGACGCUCUUUCUAUGCCUGAGCCCAUACCAACAGGAUAGAGAGCAACAGGACAGUUUUCAGAUCAGUGUACCUUCAGAAAGCGGAAAGCAGGACAAAAGCAGCACGGGGUGUGUCUUUGUUAAGCAGCGGCAGAAGAGAAAAAAGAGUAGACGAAGGAAUAAGCUCAAGACUCAGUAUUCCCAACAGCAGUCCACUGAGAAAACAUUUGCGCACUCAACGGAGCGCCAGCCCUCUUUUCAGGCCUCUCUAAUCUCUUUGGAUGCAACAAUUGAGUCAACCCUCAGCAGUCCAGCUAUAACUGAACAUCAGGUGAAAAACUCUAGAACACACAACUUACCAUUCAAACCAGUGACACAAUUGAUGCAGCGUCACACCCGACCGAGACUGAAGAACACCUCAGAGGAAAGGGGGUGUGUAAACGGGAACGUGGCGGUUGCACCACUCAAGGACCUUUUUAAGACUUUAGACACCAAUGUUUUCCACUUCGAACGUUAACGUUAGAAUUACGUGUGUUUUAUCUCACUAACAAUCUUGAUUAAAGCCAAGUAUUGCCUCCUCCAAGGAGCUUAUCUUUUCA